Molecule: messenger RNA, 456 nt
Organism: Letharia columbiana
Lineage: Eukaryota; Fungi; Ascomycota; Lecanoromycetes; Lecanorales; Parmeliaceae
Exons: 2
Coding region: 1-456 (151 amino acids)
Source: RefSeq, a predicted model, not a curated record
AUGUUCAAAUCAACUCUCGCUAUUUUCGCGCUCAUGGCUUCCUCGAUAGCAGCUCCCGCUCCCGAAUUCAUUGUAGAACGUCAUAUAGUGGAGGUAUACAAGCGCCAGGCUGAUAUCUCGCAAUUGCUAGAACUCGCGUCUCUAGCAGGCGUAACAGCCCUCCCCCACCGACCCCGCCGUCCUCCUCCAACUCGGACCCCUCGCCAACUCUCUCGCCUCUGCCCUCCCCACGUCCUCUGUCCUCAACGUCCUCCUCACCGCCGCUCCCUCCGGCUUCGUUUCCUCUAUCGUCAACGACCCCUCCUAUGCCAGCUCCUUCGAAAGCGCUUUCUCAGCCGGCAACAGUCCCGCAUGGUUCAACUCAUUACCCACAAGCGUCCGCAGCUAUCUGCAUACAUAUUCCGGGUUUGGAGGAUUGGCGGGUGCUGGGGCCGCGAUCAAGAGUGUGACAGCUGA